Tetrahymena thermophila SB210 is the source of this 1674-nucleotide messenger RNA. RefSeq lists its product as hypothetical. Lineage: Eukaryota; Ciliophora; Oligohymenophorea; Hymenostomatida; Tetrahymenidae. The transcript is spliced from 3 exons. The record is from RefSeq and is a predicted model, not a curated record.
AUGAGUUAGCUCAUUAAUAAUUUGAACAGCAAAAAUAAUUUGUUGAGAAAUAAUGUUGCUAAUAUAAAAAGGAUUAAGACUAUAAAUUUAGAAAUUUUAAAUAUUGAAAAAGAAGAAACAGCUAGGAAGAUAAAAGAAUUUGAUUCAGAAAAAGAUGAUAUUAGCAAGAAUCUUUAUGAGUUGAAAUAAUAAAAAAUUUAAUGCUCAGCUUAAAAUUAAAAUUAGAUUGGGUAACUAUAAUAAUAAAUAAAAUAUUUAGAAAGUGAAAUAUAAAAUUCUAAUAAACCUACUUCUGUUUAUUUUCUUUUUGAUUAAAAUGAUAUGAGUAUUUUAGAAACAAACUAUAAAAAUUAUUGUUAAUAAGCUAAAAUCAAAUCAAAUAUUCUUUAUUACAGUUCAAGUUCAAAUAAAGGAUUUUUUACUGUAUACUCUUUCACAAAAUGUUUAGAAACAAUUACAGAAUAAUUAUAAUUAAUUUAUACAAGUUAAAAAUAAAAUAAUUCCAAAAUUUAAAUUAAACUUAUUGUAAAUUCACAACAAUACUAAAGUUAUUAAAAUUACGAAUAAAAAAUAAAUCUAUUAAUAGAAAAAGUUACCUAAAUAAUAAGAUCUGGAUAUGAAUUAAAGAUACACAUCUUUGAUAAGAAUUGCGGAGAUUAGAUUUGCUUCUACCAUUUAUAUACCUAAUUAGAAAAAGUUGCUAAUGUGAUUUAUUAAAAUUUAAUAACUUGCACAAAUAAAGAAGGCUUAGAGAGUGAUCAUUAGCAAUAUGAUGUUGAAAAAAAGUAGAAAUCCCAAAUAAUUUAACUAAAUAAUAAUUUAGAGAAAUUAUUAACCAGUUCUCAAGAAUAAUCAAAGUUAUAAGAUCCUUAAAUAAGUAUGUUACAAAAGUAGCUUAUUAAAAAAGAGAAUGAGCAGUAAGUAUUUAUUUAAAAAUAAAAAAACAAUUAAUAAAAGAUAAAUGAAUUAGGGUAAUAAGUUUUAAAUAAUUAAAUGGAAUUAAAUAAUUUACAGAGUACCUUAACUUUGAAAUAAAAUGAUUUAAGUACUUAAAAUAAAAAUUAGGCAACUUUGGAGAACAUGCUUAAAACUGAGGAAUAGAAAAAAUAUAUAUCUUCCUAUUAAGAUCAAUUAAAGAAGAUAAUUUAGGAAUGCGAAGAUUUAAAAAAGUAAAUAUCAAGCUUAGAAAUGACUUAAAAAAAACAAAAAACAUUAACUGAGACUUUAGAAGAUCUAAUUUAAAAAUUAGGUAAGUUCUAUCAAGGCAUUCAAUUAGAAAUAUUAGUUCUUUAUUCUUUUGUAUACUAAUUCUCUGGAGAGGAUGAUCUAUUACUUCUAAUGUUUGCAUUAAGUUUUGAUUCUAAAACAUAGUAUAUAGAUGUGGAUUAUGAAAAAAAUUUACAAAAAGUUUUUGGCUUAGACUAAAGAAAUUCUUAAAUAUUUCUUGAGUAUAUAUAAGUAUAAGUUGAGAGAUUAGGAUCAAAUUAAAUAAAUAUUAUUUUCAAACCAAACCACAAAGAUGAAAUAAAUAUAGGAAAGCUAAAUGAAAUAAUAAGUUAUGUGUAGCCAAAAAUUACUGAAACAGCAAAACAAAAUAUUUUAAAACUCACAAUUUUAAAUACAAAAGAAUUAAUGAUUCAAUUUUAAAAAUAAAAUAUAAAAAGGACAAAUUGA